Molecule: messenger RNA, 1126 nt
Organism: Phalacrocorax carbo (great cormorant)
Lineage: Eukaryota; Metazoa; Chordata; Aves; Suliformes; Phalacrocoracidae
Source: RefSeq, a predicted model, not a curated record
CGCCCCGGAACUUUCCUCGCGGGGGUGGGUGUGUCGCGUUUCCCGCUCCCGGAAGUGACGCACCGGCGGGACGGAGGCGGUGGCGGCAACCGAGGAGCACCCCAAAACUGCAACCCAGCCCACCCCCCACACAUGGCGGUGGAGCCGGAGCCCAUGAUGGGGUGGGACCCCAAAACUGAGGGGGACCCCGGUGUCACCGGCAAGGAGCCGGACCCCGCAGCGGCCAAGGGGGACCCCGUGUCCCCAGACCGGGACCCCCCGUUGGAACAGGACCCCAAAAAGUUGAAGCGGGACCCCGUAUCCCCGAAGAGGGACUUUGCCGAGACGUUGGACCCCAAAAUGAGGAAGCGGGACCCCAAAACAUCAAAACAGGACUCCACAUCCCCAAAGUGGGACCCCAAAGUGUCGAAGGGGAACCCCACGUCCCCCACGCCGGACCCCGUGUCCCCGACGCAGGAUCCUGUGGUGGAGGGGGACCCCCUUUUCCUCAAGGGUUGGGGGGCUGAGCGCUGGCGCCCCGAAACCGGCCCCUUGGGGCGCCCCCGGCGUCCCCCGGCCCGCACCCGCCUCCGCAACCGCCGUUACGCCGCCCUGCGACAGCUCAUCCAAGACGGGGAGUACUUCAGCGAGGAGGAGAUGCGGGCGCGGGAGCCUCUGCUUUACCAGCACUACAUCGGGCAAUACCGGGGGGCCGAACCCCUCCCGGGGGACCCCCCGGUUGCCCCCCAACCUUUGGGGACCCCCCAGGGCCCCCAAUCUCUGGCGGGGCUGCUGCUGCGCUCGGUGGAGGAGGCGGCCGUGCAGCAGCGCCUGCGCCGGCAGCGCCUGCAGGACGGCGACAGCGGCGAUGAGGAGGGGGACGCCUCCCCGGACCCCUGGGUCCCCGACGCGGCCGAGCGGGCGAUGCUGCGGGAGGAAUUCACCAGCCGCAUGUACCAGCGCUUCCUGGACGGGGAGGACGGCGACUUCGACUACAGCCAGGUGGAUGAGAACCCCGACCUAGACAACCUGGACAUCGUCUCACGGGACGCCGAGGAGCGAUAUUUCGACGAGGAGGAGCCCAGCGAUGCCCCCCAGCUCGAGUAGGGUGCCCCCCCCCCCAAAAUAAAGGGGAUACCCCUCCCCA